AUGAACUGCCAAAAAUGCCGCCAGCCCCUUCGGCUGGACGGUUCCCUCGAGGAUCUUAACCCAGCCGCCUUUGAUGUUCUCGUUGCUUCGACAUCCCCGCAGACCCUUAAGAAAUCGUCUGUCCCGAACCCGACGCUUGCGCAGCCACACGAUCAAUCGCGAAAGUCACUAUAUGACAGGGUAUCACGGAAUGCAGGACCCCCGACGUUCAAACGCAAUCAUGGAGGACAUCCUCGCGACUCGUCCAUGUCUUUUGUACUAUUAUCCGAUUCACAAAUGGUCCGGCCAAACCCACCAUCAGAACCUCCUACGACACCAGCAGUACUGCGCCGUGCUAGCUCUAGCAAAAGCAAUGCGGAUAACCCCGAUGCGCCUAUGGGAAGUGAAAUGGAUAGAAUCAACCGCCUCUUUGCUGUGCUAUCCGCGCGGUCUGAUAUCGAUCAUCCAAUAUGCGUCGAAUGCACAGAGAUGCUUGUUGAGGGUCUACAAAAGAAGCUUGAGACUGCUUCGCGCGAAAGGGACUCAUAUGCCAAGCACCUGAAAGAAGUCAAAGCGAACAAACCAAGCGAGGAAGACAUGAAGGCACAGGAGGAAGCGCUGCGAAAGGCCGAACAGGACAGGGCUGCGGCCAUGGAGGAACUAAAGAAAUUGGAGUCGGAAAAGACUUCAUUGGACGAGGAGCUUGUGGCUCUUGAGGAGGAAUCACGACAGCUGGAUAAAGAGGAGGAGAAAUUCUGGAGAGAACGCAACGAGUUUGCUACCAGGAUGGCCGAUUUCCAGGCCGAAAGGGACAGCAUCAACGCUAAGUAUAGUAACGACUCGCAGCUUCUGGAGAAGCUACAGCGGUCUAAUGUGUACAACGAUACCUUCUGCAUUAGCCAUGAUGGCAGUUUUGCAACGAUUAAUGGCCUUCGGCUCGGACGCCUAUCGAACAAACCUGUGGACUGGCCUGAAAUCAACGCGGCUUGGGGACAUGCACUGCUGUUACUGGUGACAGUUGCAGACAAACUGGCAUACAGAUUCGAUGGCUAUGACCCGCAGCCUAUGGGCAGUACGUCCAGGAUCAUCCGAUACGAUAUACAGAGUCCUUCAUCCAGCCGACUAGGCAGUCGUGCGGUCACUGCACCCCCAAAGAAGCAUGUGCUCGAGUUGUACAGCUCCGGAGACAUGCCUCUCGGACUUACCUUUAUGCACCGGCGUUUCGACAAUGCAAUGGUGGGCUUCCUGGAGCUUGUGAGGCAGCUAGGCGCGUUUGUGCAUCGGCAAACGGAAGCCACCGGCACGCCGCUUAGUUUGCCGUAUAAGAUUGACGGUGACAAGAUAGGGGAUGUGAGUAUCAAACUAGGCAUCGCCCAAGAUGAUGGUUGGACCAAGGCGUGCAAGCUGACGUUGACUUGCUUUGCCUCCACCCUUUAUUUUCUUUUACACAACCCCAUCAUCUUCAUUCCUCCACAUCCACCCCUAUUCACAGAUAUCCGGGUCCUCGUCAUGGUGAGCUGCAACAACUGCGGCCAGGACGCACCUUUGCGAUGCGCUGGAUGCAAAGGCGCUCCUAUCUACCACGAUGGAGAAGAGCUCGCUGCCUCCUACUGUAGCCGUGAAUGCCAGAAAGCCGACUGGCCUCGCCACAAAACAGCUUGCCGCAAAAUGAAGCAACGCAAGUCUCUGCUCCGAGCAGUCACGCUUCUCAAGUCAACGAUGAUUUCCCAUCGAGAGGCUCAGUACAACUGGAACCUGACCAAGAUCGAGCCUCGUGAGAAAUCUUUGAUACUCAAGCUGAGUCGCAAGCGCUGCAGCCCCCUAAAGCCUAUCAAGUUUCCAGAUCAUCUCACUAGCAAUGAUGACCACAAGGAAGCGGCUCUGUUGAAACGCAUGGGCCUCAAGACACUGUGUGUUCUUGGGCCCAUGACACGAACCCUACUGCAAGGUAACGUAGACCCCGACCCUUCGUUCUCAAGUAACUUGCUAAUGGUUGUUCUAUACCUAGGCAUUGCAUGCAAUCUGGAGACUUUUAGAGUCAAAGUCACGAACCCACCCUACCCAGCUAUCCUGGACCCUGCUGAUCCAAAGGGCUUUUACACCUUUAUGGAUCCAGGAGAGCACAUGAUCGUCGUGGCGACUCUUGGUGCAAACGAAAAAUGGGUGGUUGAUAUCACAGGAUGUCAGUUUGGUUUCAGAGGCGUCCUAUUUCCGUUCGAGAAAUAUAUCACCGAAAAGCAUUGCACUAUUAUCGACACUCUUGGCUCUUACACGCAAAAUGAAACCUGGGACCAAGAGAACAUUAUGUCUCUUCUGGGCAGCCCACCACCGGAACAACGGGCCUUCAUCGCCAAGGAAAUAGAGGAUCGUCGACACUUUGCUGCUCUGGUCAAGGAACACGUCAACCGCAGCUUGAUUGAGGGCUCUGAUGCUGAAUUCGCCGCCAAGGUGCUUGACUUCUCCCAGAAGGUGAAGACUCACAUGUCGAGUUGUUAA
Messenger RNA from Fusarium coffeatum, 2475 nucleotides. RefSeq lists its product as uncharacterized. Gene Ontology annotation, cellular component: phagophore assembly site; phosphatidylinositol 3-kinase complex, class III, type II; phosphatidylinositol 3-kinase complex, class III, type I. Gene Ontology annotation, biological process: cellular response to nitrogen starvation; autophagy; late endosome to vacuole transport. NCBI's taxonomy places the organism in Eukaryota, Fungi, Ascomycota, Sordariomycetes, Hypocreales, Nectriaceae. The transcript has 3 exons. The record is from RefSeq and is a predicted model, not a curated record. Bases 1 to 2475 code for a protein of 824 amino acids.